Molecule: messenger RNA, 237 nt
Organism: Schistosoma turkestanicum
Lineage: Eukaryota; Metazoa; Platyhelminthes; Trematoda; Strigeidida; Schistosomatidae
Source: the annotation of a GenBank genome assembly
AUGUCGAUUAGUAUGAUUUCCAUGUUGACAUUCGUUAUUCUGAUUUCAAUUCAAUUACAAUCAAUACAAAUCGACGCAGAAAGUGCAAAUGAUUUCAACUUCGAAAAGAAAACUUAUCAUUUCUUUCGACUUAAAAAAUCUGAAGGAUGUCUACGCAUUCCAGACAGUGUUAAACGAGUUAUUUUUAGAGAACCUUAUAUUUUGUGCCCAGAAGAUCGUGAAUUCCUCGGAUUAUAA